This is a messenger RNA of Lingula anatina, 873 nucleotides long. Its product is annotated as lactadherin. NCBI's taxonomy places the organism in Eukaryota, Metazoa, Brachiopoda, Lingulata, Lingulida, Lingulidae. The record is from RefSeq and is a predicted model, not a curated record.
AGUAUGCACAUUGUCUUGUUAAUACUUGCAUCAUUUUAAGGAUCGAAGAACGACCGGCUCGGUACAACUCACUAGUAUGGGUGCUUUGCUACCAUUCACUCUCGCACUCCUUUUUAUUAAUAUUGCCCCAGCACACGGGGGAACAGGCUGUUCGGAAUUGCUCGUGUCCGGGAAACACCCGAUACCGGAUAGUUCUAUAACGGCCUCCACGUCCUACCCCCAUACUAAUAGCGCCUGUUGCCUGAAUCACUUCCCUCACAGGUCCCGUAUCAAUCUGGUCACGGACAAGAAUGGGAACGGGGGUUGGAGCUCUUUGACUCAGGACGACAAACAGUGGCUGCAGUUUGAUCUGGGGUUCUCCAGAAAGAUAACAGGUGUGAUAACCAAAGGUAGAGAGGGGUAUUCUAGCGCAGGAAAAGGACAAUACGUCACGGCAUACCGGCUGUACUACGGCAACGCAACAGAUGAUAUGGCUAUGUUUGUAGACAAUGAUUUCCAACCUGUGAUAUUUGAUGGUAACUGGGACACAGUGACACCACAGAUGCGUGACCUUGACCCUCCUAUCUACGCCAGAUAUGUCCGUAUUAACCCGGUCAAGUGGAACGCUCACCCGUCCAUGCGUGCUGACCUACUGGGAUGUCCACUUACGAAGGACACGAACUCCAUCAUUGGGUAGUGCAUGAACUCUAUGAUGUAAAACAUAGCAAUAAAGCAUGCGGUGUUCGGUAUGCAUCAUGCACAGAAUCUGCCAACUGAAAGCAUUUAUUGAUGUAUGGCAAAUAAUGAUAUAUGCCAAUCAAAUAAAUGAUGUUUCUGCAACUCUGACGCUAAUGAUGUUUGCUUAUAUGCCAUCAAAAUGCAAUAAAUGUCUCA